Molecule: messenger RNA, 2158 nt
Organism: Gadus chalcogrammus (walleye pollock)
Lineage: Eukaryota; Metazoa; Chordata; Actinopteri; Gadiformes; Gadidae
Product: ras association domain-containing protein 7-like
Exons: 6
Coding region: 367-1602 (411 amino acids)
Biological process (GO): signal transduction
Source: RefSeq, a predicted model, not a curated record
GAACGGAGGAAUGUGAGGCGGAGUCUGCGUAAAGAAUGUCAGUGUGUUCUUCCACAUUCCAAGCUUCACCUGCCUGGACUCUGCGCUAUCAGAGAGGAGCUGCUGCGGGUUUCUAUUGGCCUUUAAACGCUCACUCGACUGGCCUCUUGCCAAGAGGAGGGGUUUCAGUUUCAACUGAAACUCUUUUGUGCUCUGUAUUGUGCACUUUUUUGUUAAUCGCAAAUCUCUGCACUCUGGCAAUGAGAUGCGCUGCGUAUUAUUCAAAUCGCGUUAUGGACACGUCACUGCGGUUUGCAUGGAGCGCCUUUUGUUUUGUUUCUGUCCAGGUUACCUGAUGGAGCCAUGCUCUUCUGAAUAGGCGUGGUGAUGGAGCUGAAGGUGUGGGUGGAUGGUGUGGUCAGAGUGGUGUGUGGCCUAUCGUACACCACUUCCUGCCAGGAUGUGGUCAUUGCUCUCGCUCAGGCCAUUGGCCAGACGGGCCGCUACAUCCUCGUCCUGAAGCUGCGAGGCACGGAGCGCCAGCUCCUCGCCACCGACUGCCCGCUGCAGGCCGUGGCUCAGCUGGGUCAGCAGGCCACUGAGGUCCAGUUCGUCCUGCGACGGACGGGCCACGCCCUCAGCGACGGCCCCCAUGAGUCCAAGACGGACGGGCAGCUGCUGCUGCCGAGACAACCGGAGCCACCGAGCCAACCCCAGAAGGCCCAGUCCUUCCACCUGGGUCCCUCCACGUUCCCAAGGAGGAAGAGGACCAGGGCGUACUCGCCAUCGCCCAGAGCCUCCCCAGAGCCCAGGGCCUCCCCGGUCUCCUUCCAGGAACCUGUCCACCCUGUUAAGACGAGUCAGCCCCUCGGCUCCAAAGAGGAGGCCUUCAGGCAGAUACUGAAGCAGCAGGAGUGGCUCUAUGACCUGGAGGUGCAGCUUCAGGCUCUGAAGUGUGAGCUGCGGGAUUGCGAGAGGAGCUCUGGUCCCACGCCCGUCCCCUCCCCGACGCCCAGCCUGGAGGAGGAGCUGGAGGAGCUGGAGACGAGGACCAGGCAGAACGAGGCAGAGCUCAUGCACGCUGAACACUGGGAAGAGCAGCUCGAGGAGGAGUUGGACCUUGAAGAUGAUAUGCACGGACGCCUAGACACCAUCUCCUCCAACAUCGACGACCAUAUCUCCAGGCUCCAGGACCUCCAGGCCCAUUCGACCAAGCUGGGGCACGACUUGCAGCUGGAACAGAGCUCCGUUCCGCAGCCAGACGACCACGCCCUGCCCUCCCUGAGACAGGAGCUCCAGAGUCGCCUGCAGGAAGGGAAUGCACUCGCGGCACUGCUGUCGGAAAAGGAGAGGGAACUACAAGCUGUGAAAGUAAUGCUGGAGGAGAGGAGCCAGCUGAUGGAGGAGUGUGACAAGGACCUGAGACAGCUCAAGCUUCAGCAGUUCAUCCAGCAGGCUGGCGUGACUGCAGGCCCACCCGACUCAGAGCAGUGGGAGAACCCCUAUCCCCCAGACCCCUCGGCCCAAUGGGAGAACCCCUAUCUCCCGGCCCCCUCGGACCGGUACCUCUCCAACGCGGGCCUCAUGGAGGACGACCUGAACGAAGCUGUCAGCGUGUGCUGAGGCGUUCAGUCGUCACGCACACACUAUGAACUCAAUAAUAAACAGCUUCGGUCCAUGGGGAUUAUAUCGAUGUGUUGUAAGAGUGGCAUCUUUACGAAAAAGUGUGUCACAUAUUUUGCUGUGAACAGUUUUAUCGGUCGUGAACUAGUGUUUGUGUGUGUGUUCAAAAGAUUCAAUAUAUGAAGGAUUUAUAUUUUUAGUGUUAGCGUUUAACAUGUUUAUUAUUUGAUACAAACAAUUUUGUUUAAAUAAAAGAGUGAAACCAAUGGCUGAUGAUUGGAUAUUGAUUUUUUAUCACCAGUUCGAGUUCCUUUUGAGUUUAUGAUGGUGUAGAAACGGCCAAUAGUCGCUUUGGACUUUAGUUUCACAGCGCGUAUCGUCCAAUCGUGCGAUGGAGCAACCUAAGGAGUCUAACCAAUGAGGCACCAGCGUUUUCAAAACACGGAAGUAGUUCCAUCGAGCACUAUAAUGCAUUUAGCCGUGGAACAAUAGAUGCGUAAAAGACACUUCCUCUCGGGACCAGCAGGGGCCGCUGUUCGGCCCUUUGUAUGUAGGU